AUGGCAGCUGCACUGGGCACGAUUGGGGAAUUCGUUCCGACGGAGGCGCCGUCUUGGCCCUUGUAUUUGGAGCGCCUCGAAUUUUUCUUUCAAGCAAACGACAUCGACGGUAACGAGAAGAAGCGAGCAACGCUCUGCAGCGUUUGCGGCCCAGCAACGUAUGCCAUCGUGCGUUCCCUUUGUUCUCCAGACGCGCCGUCGGCGGUGGCCUACGAUGAGAUCGUCAGGCGUCUCUCAAACCACUUCUCGCCGCGACCGUCGGUGACAGUUCAGCGUUUCAAGUUUGGCACGCGUCAGCAGCAGCCCGGUGAGUCAAUUGCCGACUACAUCGCAGACCUGCGACGUCUCUCGGAACAUUGUGAUUUCGGUGCGUCGCUCGACGACAUGUUGCGCGACCGACUGGUGUGUGGGGCGCGAAGCGAGACUCUUCAGCGUCGGUUGCUGGCGGAGCCGGAGCUUACGUUUGCGACAGCUCGGGAGAAAGCCAUUGCCAUGGAAUCUGCGCAGCGACAGACUGAGCAAAUUCGCGGCAGUGCCACAUCGUCUGAAGUAUGCAGCGUCAGCGGGAAGCGUUUCGACCCAUGUGUUACGAAGGUCUCGGCGCCGGGGACAGCCAAGGAGGGUACCCAGAAGCAGGCGGGUUUGCCUGGGAGCACAAGUGGAUGUUUCCGCUGCAAGGGUGCGCAUUCGCCAAGCAGUUGCCCAUUCAUUAAUGUGCAGUGCCACUUCUGCAAGCAACGAGGGCACAUAGUAAGAGCAUGCAGGAGGAAGGCUACAGCUCGCGCUUCGGCUGAACCGAACUCUCCGAACGGAAAACGGGCCAAUGGAAGCCGUCACAAGAAUGCUGCGUCGGACGUAUACGACGUGUUCGUACUGUGUGGUGAGAAGCCAGCCGUGAGAGUGGAAGUGCGGUUCAACGGAAGUCCCCUAGAGAUGGAGGUGGACUCGGGUGCAGUGUGUUCAGUCAUCAACGACCGGACUAUGCGGAAGCUGCGAAUAUCGAAAAGGGCGUUGCGCCCAAGUAGCCUUCACCUCCGAGCUUACAAUAACAAGGAACUACGAGUGUUGGGUGAAUUGACCGUGACGGUGGAAUUUAGGGGGCAGGAACAUCGCCUGCGAUUGGUGGUGGUUAAGGGUGCUAGUAUCGGACUUAUCGGUCGGGACUGGUUCAAGUCCUUGGGAAUAAGUCUGAGUGGCGUUCACAGUGUGUGCGAGCCGAGUAGAACUGGCAGUAAAGGAACAACGGCCUUGCUCAAGAAGUAUACUUCAGUCUUUGAGCCUGGACUUGGGACAAGUAGAGGGCCUCCUGUACACAUAGAGGUGAACCCGGCAGCUCCGCCGCGAUUUUUGAAGCCACGGCAAGUACCGUUUGCAUUGAGACCGAAGGUCGACGAAGCACUGGACAGGUUGGUGAGCCAAGGCAUUUUCCAGCCUGUACGGCACUCGAAGUGGGCAACACCGGUCGUUCCAGUUGUCAAAAAAGAUGGAUCGAUAAGGAUCUGCGGGGACUACAAGAGCACCGUCAAUCGUGUGGUGCAGUGGGAAACGUAUCCUCUGCCAACACCAGAGCAGCUGUUUGCCAGGCUGGCAUCUUGCUCGAAGUUUUCAAAGCUCGACCUCGGACAAGCGUAUCAACAGAAGACUGUUGAUGAAGAAACAGCUGACUUGUUGACGGUGACAACACAUCGGGGAAUUUUCCGCGUAACCCGUCUUCAAUUUGGCGUGGCAGUGGCAGUGGCUAUUUUUCAGAGCUACAUGGAAGAACUGUUGCAUGGAAUUGAUGCUGUGCUGGUGUUCUUGGAUGACAUCUUGAUCGGUGGAAGGGAUGAGGCACAGCACUAUGCUCGUUUGCAAGAGGUGCUCAAAAGAAUCCACGAACACGGUCUGCGACUGAAAUUUGACAAAUGUCAAUUUUGUGUUGAGGAAGUGCGUUACUUGGGAUUCAUCGUGAACUCUGCAGGUGUGCAGCCGACAGAAGACAAGGUGAGUGCUAUUGACGAGGCCCCGGAGCUAACAUGCAAAAAGGAGCUUCAAGCCUUUUGGGAGCUCUGA
Molecule: messenger RNA, 2052 nt
Organism: Dermacentor albipictus
Lineage: Eukaryota; Metazoa; Arthropoda; Arachnida; Ixodida; Ixodidae
Source: RefSeq, a predicted model, not a curated record